AUGGAAGUGAUAGCAAAUAAGGACACCACAAUAGCAAGUGAAAUGGAAGUGAUAGCAAAUAAGGACACCACAAUACCAAGUGAAAUGGAAGUGAUAACAAAUAAGGACACCACAAUAGCAAGUGAAAUGGAAGUGAUAGCAAAUAAGGACACCACAAUACCAAGUGAAAUGGAAGUGAUAGCAAAUAAGGACACCACAAUAGCAAUGGACAUGAAGUGUGAAGCUUUUAUUGAAAAAAGAGAUCUGCUACAGCAGCAAGUAUCUCCAAACUCUAAAGCAAAUGGGUUUACCCAAAGGAAAGACAAAUCUGUGUUGGAGGACCUCAAUGAAGUCACUCUUCAAGCACCAGAUGGAGGUUAUGCCUGGGUGAUUUUGGCUUGUAGUUUCUACAGCAUGUUUUGUAUAGAAGGACUAAACGGUUCUUUUGGCUUGUUGCUGCCCAUUUUAAUGGAGGAAUUCAAAUCGACCGCCGCAGUGACGUCAAUGCUGAACUCCACCCUUAUUGGCAUAUUUUUGAUUAUAAGUUUCUUCACGAGCUGCUUGAUUGAGAGAUAUGGAACACGGGUUGUGACGUUCUGUGGUGCAUGGAUUUACACACUGGGACUUCUCUUGAGCUUUUUCGCUCCAAGCAUCUCGUUUUUAUUCCUUACUUAUGGACUGCUGUGCGGCUUGGGUGUUGGGAUGGUUUUCUUGCCAUCCAUAAUGAUCGUUAAUCAGUAUUUUGAUCGAAAACGUUCUCUUGCCAAUGGAAUAUUGGCCUCCGGUGCAGGACUUGGUCUACUAGUAAUGUCUCCGGUCAUAGAGAAGUCAAUAGAUGCCUUUGGAUGGCGAGGAUCUCUUCUUAUCUACGCCUGUUUUACUGUACAGUUGUGCGUUUGUGCAUCUCUAAUGAGGCCCAUAAGGAAAAUGAAAAAGAGGAAGGAAAUUAAACCGAUGUCUACCUUUUCAAAUACUGUAGCAAAUGGAACUGAGAAUGACGAUACUAGAUACGCCUCCUUGCCGUUUUUGAACAGAAGUGAUAAUUUGUUGUUUGGCAGUUCUGGUACUUUAAGUCUUCCUGUUCUUUUUGGAAGUAAUCAUUCAAUCACUAAAGGAUCCUUUAAUAUUGGGGCUCUAGUAGAGGUCAGAGAAUCUGAAAACGGAGAAAAAAUACAAUAUUCUAAGACUUGCGCACUGCCAGCUUUCUGCUCAAGUAGGCCCUUCAUAUUUUUAACCAUUGGUUGUCUACUGACCCAGAUGGGACAGGCUAUCCCAUUGGUAUUCAUAGGUGAUUACGGGAAUCACGUUGGUGUGACGUCAGCUGAUAUCAGCCUCGUUCUGUCCACAUUUGGUGUGGCUAAUACAAUUGGUCGUUUGUUCGCCGGGUUAAUUGCUAAUACCCGAUGUCUUGGUCACCUAAACAUCUGUAACAUUGGUUUGAUAUUAAGUGCUGGUGCCUGUUUUCUGUUCUUCCUCUGUAAAACUGUGGGUGCCUUGAUGGGAUUUGCCAUUGCAUAUGGGUUCUUCCUAGGAUUUUUCCCCCCGAUGCAACCUUUAAUGAUCAUGGAUUACCUUGGUUUGGAGCAGCUGACUGCUGGCUAUGGUUUUGUAACCAUGUUGAAAGGUCCAGCUGCCUUCAUUGGAUCUCCUAUGGCAGGAGCUCUACUGGAAAUGACGGGAAAUUACGAAACCGUUAAUGGACUUGCAGGGAUUUUGUUUACUUUAGCAGCUUGCUCACAAAUGUUCGCGCUCUGUUGGGAUCCACACAGUAAGGAACAGGAAUCGGAUAUCGAAUUGGAAAAACAGUAAAAAGAGACAUUUUAUUCCAGUCAUAGUGUAUAU
Molecule: messenger RNA, 1821 nt
Organism: Saccostrea echinata
Lineage: Eukaryota; Metazoa; Mollusca; Bivalvia; Ostreida; Ostreidae
Product: monocarboxylate transporter 13-like
Exons: 7
Coding region: 1-1788 (595 amino acids)
Biological process (GO): transmembrane transport; monocarboxylic acid transport
Molecular function (GO): monocarboxylic acid transmembrane transporter activity
Source: RefSeq, a predicted model, not a curated record